Messenger RNA from Fusarium oxysporum Fo47, 1485 nucleotides. Its product is annotated as pyridoxal phosphate-dependent transferase. NCBI's taxonomy places the organism in Eukaryota, Fungi, Ascomycota, Sordariomycetes, Hypocreales, Nectriaceae. The record is from RefSeq and is a predicted model, not a curated record. Bases 1 to 1485 code for a protein of 494 amino acids. Gene Ontology annotation, biological process: carboxylic acid metabolic process. The transcript has 3 exons. Gene Ontology annotation, molecular function: carboxy-lyase activity; pyridoxal phosphate binding.
AUGGUUGACCUAUUCGAUUUUGACAAACAGCAAGCACGGCUGUUGCGCCGUAAUCAGCCAAACGACCAUAUCACGCCAACACUCCCUCCUUUGGAAUGCCUUCGAGCAGCCGAAACUAGCCUUCCAGAUGAGGCUCUAUCGGAUUAUUUAUCUGGGUCGUCGCAAAAAUCUGUCCUAGAGCAUGUAACAAAGGACAUAGUCCCAGCUCUGAGUGGCCAGGCUCUGUCGUCUCGUUAUUAUGGUUUCGUUACAGGUGGGACACUACCUAUAGCCGAAUGGGCAGACAAUGUCGUGUCUCGCUUGGAUCAGAAUGUUCAGGUACACUUACCUGACCAAACAAUAUCCACAACAGUUGAAGAUUCCGCUCUACGGAUGCUGAUAUCUUUGUUGAGACUCGGGAAUGCCGAAGACUGGACAGGAAGGACGUUUACUACUGGGGCGACCGCUAGCAACAUUCUCGGCUUGGCAUGCGGAAGAGAAGCAGUUCUGGCAAACAAGUUACAGGAAGCCAGUGUUGGAGAUCUGGGCCUCUUGGCAGCGUGCUUCCAAGCAGGCGUCAAAGACAUUCAGUUGUUGACAAGUGCUGGGCACAGUUCUCUGAGCAAAGCUGCCAGUGUGGUUGGACUGGGGCGAGCUUCCGUCAAAUCACUGAGGCGUAGCAGAGAUGAGCCCUGGAGACUAGACCUCGACGCCUUGGAAGAGAGCCUGCAGCAAACAGGCACCCUCAGCAUCAUUGUGUUGAGUGCUGGAGAAGUGAAUACUGGUCGCUAUAGUGUAAGUGGAAUCGAGGAGAUGAAGAGAGUGAGAGAGCUGGCCGACCGUUUCGGAUCGUGGAUUCAUGUCGAUGGCGCGUUUGGUAUCUUCGCUCGCGCGAUGGGAUCUGAAAGGGAAUAUGAUCUCAUUAAAAGCAGGAUUGAAGGUGUUGAACUGGCCGACAGUAUCACAGUUGAUGGCCACAAGAUUCUGAAUGUACCAUACGACUGUGGAAUGUUCUUUACCAAGUCUGCUUCUACUUUACAUUCGGUCUUUGUCAACCUAAACGCCGCAUACCUAGCGUCUACAUCUGGAGCUAAAAUUCCAUCACCUCUGAACAUUGGCCUGGAAAAUUCUCGACGAUUCCGUGCCUUGCCGGUUUAUGCAGUUCUUCUUAGUGAAGGGAGACCUGGAUUUGCCACCCUGCUCUCCAAUAUGGUCCAACUCUCGCGCCGAGUCGCCCAGUUUAUUCAAGAAUCUGAACACUAUGAGCUGCUUCCUGAUGCAGAUGCCUCUCUAGAAGAGAUUUUCAUGAUUGUCUUAUUCCGAGCUAAGAACAAGACAAUCAAUGAGACUCUUGUUGAUAUGAUCAAUAGUUCUAGACAGAUUUAUGUGAGCGGGACGGUUUGGAAGGGUACAAAAGCGGUGAGAAUAGCAGUGUCGCAUUGGAAAGUUGAUGUAUCCAAGGAUUUUGAAGUGAUUACCUCCGUUUUGAACGGAGUGAUCAAUUAG